Molecule: messenger RNA, 2763 nt
Organism: Xiphias gladius (swordfish)
Lineage: Eukaryota; Metazoa; Chordata; Actinopteri; Istiophoriformes; Xiphiidae
Exons: 12
Coding region: 511-1506 (331 amino acids)
Source: RefSeq, a predicted model, not a curated record
GUUUGUUUGUUUGUUUGUUUUUUCAGGGAGUAGGAAAAACAAUAUGAUAUUUAAAAAAAUAAGACAGAUAUCAUUGGAAGACAGGUAAAUGAACAGACUGGUUAGAUGAGUCAGGCAUAACAAUAGAAAUUCUGAAUAAGGGGUUUAGGACUUACUAUAAGAGGGAAAUGUGUGAGUGGUUUAUUGAUUUGUUUUGCGUGACACUAUGUCUGUAUUGUUGUAGGUGUGUAGCUGAUUGUGAGUUGUGACCACAAUAAAAAAGAAUAAAUGAAAGAAAAUGGACAAUUACACUAUAGGCUUUCCAUACUGUAUAUAUUGAUUUAAUAUAAAUGAAGAAAAACGUCUCUUGAAACUAGAAUAGAACACAUUAUUAUAGCCCAGUUGAAGAAAAGUAUCCUCCAUUUACCAUUAGAUUUGACCCAGCCCCUUCCUUUGGCGACACUUCCUGGUUUCAGUACUCCUCCGCAGACUGCACUGAGAGUGGUUUUCCGGUCCUUGUUCUUCGACAGAAUGUAUCUUUUAAUGUGUCUGGCCGCCUUAUUAAUGCCUUUCUGUAUAAGCACACUAGAAUAUUCUCAGAGAAACGCUUCCUGCAAUGACAUUAAAACUCCCAAUGGCUUCAAGUUCUCUCACGAGUGCUCUGUUGGAGUUGAGAUAUCCGCAUAUUAUGAUGAGACUGUGAUCGCUACCACCGUGCGUGGCAAAGAAUCUAAACAUUUGCCUGAGGUGAUAAGUAUGGACAACUGUUCAAUCAUUACAAAAGCCUGCAGAGACCUGCAAGUAAAAUGCAUUGUUUCUGAUGCUCACAAUGUAAGAGAGACCUGGGUGAAUUUUAAAAUUACUGAGGAAAUGAAGCAUCCUGAUCCCGAUUUACCAACACCACAGAGCCUCAUCAGCAGCGUAUCAUUUAUUGUGAUCGUCAUCGUGAGCAUUUUGAUCAGUGGGGUGUUUAUUUGCAUUUACAUUUCUUGGAAAAAGAAAACCGAGAGGCAGCACAGAGCAGCUACAGUCCCUGGGUUUUGUAGAUACCUAGUGAAUUGCUGUGGUCUCAGAGAGGGGAUUUCCAGGGCAGAGAGAGUGGAGACUGGAGAAACUAGUAUUGAUCCUGGGACUGAUGGCAAGACUGCUCAUUCCCAUAGUCUGGACCGCAACUCGUGCAAAGGCGGCAUCCUACUGACCGAGAAUCAACAAGACAUGAACAGGAACUUGAGGGAUGAUCCAGGAGGAGUGAAUCACAACAGAGGGACAGACAUUAUGACGAUGACGGAAAUGCACAAUGGUUACAGUCUUGGUGAUCGUGGUCUUGAAGAUCAUGAGACAGAAGGACAACUGCUUCUGUCGAACCAACGAGCUAACAUCCAAGGUUCUGACAUGAGAGGUGAAGCCGCAGCUUUGGUGAACAAGUGCGGCUUUGACCUAGGCCAGGUCAGCAGUUACUGUGAUGCACCAGACACUGACGUGGAGUCAAUGCCCAAGAUGAAGAACUGUAGUAUACCUAAAUACUGAUAAAUAAUAAUAAUAACGAUAAUAAUAAUGAUAAUGAUGAUAAUAAUAAUGAUAAUAAUAAUAAUAAUGAUGAUGAUGAUGAUGAUGAUGAUCUCCUAUAUUAUAUAUACACAACAUUAAGUAUUCUCACAGUCAGGGUAUCGGUACAUUUACUGGCAACUCUUUUUAGAUCAAGUCAAGCACUUCUGUUUUAAUAAUUUUCAUCUCACAGCGCUUUUCUGUGUUGAUGAGCAUGCUGUCUUUUCUCAAAAUGUUAGGAGAUAUAUGUUUUACAAGCAUGAUGGGCAGAAUUUUAUGUGAUUACAACAUAAAUUAUUCUAAAAUAAAUUAUUCAUAAGUUUUUCUUUGAAGAAAAAAUUUGACAGUAGCAUUGUUUAUGUGCUUCUUUCAGCCCAUUCAUUGAUGUAUGAUCAAUCAAUAAAACAGAUUAGAUAAAGUAUUAAUCUGGUUCAUUAGAUUUAGAUUGACAUUAGCUAUUACAUUUUGUCAUCAUUACAUGAGAUAAUAAUUACAUUACCCGACAGUAAUCACAGUAUAGCUUGAUCGAUGAAAUGGGAGACACUGGUCUCAUUAAAAAAAAAAUAAGACAAUGGCAGCUUUGUUACUGAGAAUAAUAAAUUCUUGACUUGAUGAAAGGAUGGGUGGACCAUAAAUAUGUCAGAAAAUGUACCCCAUACGCAGCUGUGAGACAACUUAAUAUUAAUACACCUAUAUAGCAGAUAUGGUAUAAUGUAUGGUAUUUGUUUUUUAAGCAAGCCUGCCUUUACUCCAUUAUUGCUGCAUAAUCUAGCAACAUAUGUUUUCUUAUCACCUGGUUCACAACACCCUUUUUUUGCUAACUAAAAUGUUAUUCUUUAUGAGUCACAGUGCUUGUUAUUUUUUUUAUGCUUGCAUAUUAUGUGAUUCGGUUUUUCUUUUUCUUUAUUGCUUAUAUGUGCUCAGUUGCGUUGGUUGCCUGUUCAUUUUUACACUGGGCUCUAAAACUAUUGAAGGCAACACAGCACCUGGAAUAUCAACUUCAUACCACAUGGGGGCAAUAAUUAGUCACGAGUCAUACAAACUGAGGUACAUAGGCAACAUCAUUACACCUCUUAUUUUUGUUGAGUAAUGCGAAUGCAAUUAAUACAUAUUUAUUCCAGACUUCAAUAGCUUCAGAAUUCCUAAGUGUACUAACACCUACAAAAUGUAUAUCCUAUUUUUGCAUGCUGUAUUUUUAUAAUCACAUAUUGUGUGUGGAGCUAAAAAUGCUUUGGUUUC